Messenger RNA from Indicator indicator, 3945 nucleotides. RefSeq names its product pyruvate dehydrogenase phosphatase catalytic subunit 1 (gene PDP1). The transcript is spliced from 2 exons. The record is from RefSeq and is a predicted model, not a curated record. Lineage: Eukaryota; Metazoa; Chordata; Aves; Piciformes; Indicatoridae. Bases 1 to 1713 code for a protein of 570 amino acids. Gene Ontology annotation, biological process: protein dephosphorylation. Gene Ontology annotation, molecular function: cation binding; protein serine/threonine phosphatase activity.
AUGUUGGCGGCUUCUUGUUGUGACAGGAGAAUGUGUGUGUGCCCUGGGCCCAGGCGGAUCGCAAUUCCAGUACGAAGCUCCAGGCUGCCGUUGUUGUCUGAUGCCAUGCCAGCACCAGCUCAUCUGUACCCACUGAUUCGUAACUGUGAGAUUAGCAGACUAUGCAGCACUGUGUGCUACUGCCACCACAGACACCUCUGCUGUUUGUCAUCUCACUUUGCUCACAGUCACUUCAGAUGUGCACCUCAGAAGAAAUUUGCGGCGCUUUGUAGGCCAAAGGAGGACUUCAAUUACUUUUUUCACACGAGGGAUUAUGCUUCUACAACACAGAGGUUUUACCUCACUCCUCCCCAGGUCAAUAGCAUUCUGAAGGCCAAUGAAUACAGCUUCAAAGUCCCAGAAUUUGAUGGUAAAAAUGUGAGCUCUGUCCUUGGCUUUGAUAGCAACCAGUUACCUGCUAAUGCUCCAAUAGAAGACCGGAGGAGCGCUGCCACUUGCUUACAGACCAGAGGGAUGCUUCUGGGUGUGUUUGAUGGCCAUGCAGGUUGUGCUUGUGCUCAAGCUGUCAGUGAAAGACUCUUCUACUACAUUGCUGUCUCCUUGUUACCUCAUGAGACUUUACUUGAAAUAGAAAAUGCUGUGGAAAGUGGCAGAGCUCUGUUGCCUAUUUUACAAUGGCACAAGCAUCCUAAUGAUUAUUUUAGCAAAGAAGCUUCUAAGCUUUAUUUCAAUAGUCUAAGAACUUACUGGCAGGAGCUCAUUGAUCUCAACAGUGGAGAGGCUACUGAUGUGAAAGAAGCUUUAAUUAAUGCUUUUAAGAGGCUUGAUAAUGAUAUUUCUUUGGAGGCUCAAGUAGGAGAUCCAAAUUCUUUUCUCAACUACCUGGUACUGCGAGUAGCAUUUUCUGGGGCGACUGCCUGUGUGGCCCACGUGGAUGGUGUUGACUUGCACGUUGCAAACACGGGUGACAGUAGGGCAAUGCUUGGGGUUCAGGAAGAAGAUGGAUCUUGGUCUGCACUUAACCUGUCCUAUGACCACAAUGCACAAAAUGAACGUGAAGUGGAACGUGUGAAAACGGAGCACCCGAAGUCUGAAGAGAAGAAUCUUGUGAAACAAGAUCGUCUCUUAGGUCUCUUGAUGCCUUUCAGAGCUUUUGGUGAUGUGAAGUUUAAAUGGAGUAUUGAACUACAGAAAAGGGUGAUAGAAUCUGGCCCAGAUCAGCUGAAUGACAACGAAUAUACAAAGUUUAUCCCUCCAAAUUAUCACACUCCUCCUUACCUCACAGCAGAGCCAGAAGUCAUCUAUCACAAAUUGCGGCCACAGGAUAAAUUCCUGGUUUUGGCCACAGAUGGGCUGUGGGAGACGAUGCACAGGCAAGAUGUGGCUCGAAUUGUGGGGGAGUACCUCACUGGUGUUCACCAUCAGGAGCCAAUAGCUGUUGGUGGCUACAAGGUAACUCUGGGACAGAUGCAUGGUCUCUUAGCAGAAAGGAGGGCAAGGUUCUCCUCAGUGUUUGAAGAUCAGAACGUAGCAACUCACCUGAUCCGUCACGCGGUGGGUAACAACGAGUUCGGCACUGUGGAUCACGAGCGACUCUGCAAGAUGCUUAGCCUUCCAGAGGAGCUGGCUCGGAUGUAUAGAGAUGACAUGACUAUUAUUGUAGUGCAGUUCAACUCACAUAUGAUUAGUGCAUGUCAAAAUGAGGAACUGUGAAUUGCAUGGAGGGAACUAGUUACCAAAGUUGUAACAAUGGCCAGUAUGAGCAGCGAGUCAAAAAGCAACCACCCAACAAUAACCCUCCCCCAAAAACCCUCAGCAAACAAAUUGGCUUCUUGCUAGAUUCAGCAUAUCUAUUGUUCCCUCUUUCCCCCCAGAGCUCUAACCACAUGGGAAGUGCUAUUGACCUAAUACAAAGUUGAAGAGGAUGUCGCAGAUUGGGGGACAAAAGAGGUUUCUGUAGUAACUUUGCACUAUUGAUUUUUAUGAAUGCUGCUACAACAAUGUCUUGAAUUUGGCAAACUUGGAUGAGGGAGGGAAGGAGGAUGAAGAAUUUAACUAUUGAAGAUCUGGCUGUUGAGGAUCAACAGCCUGGUUACAAAUAUCUGUAAAUAUCUACUCAGUAUCUUUAAAAGGAUGAGUAAAAAUUCUUACAGGGCUAAUUCUUGCAAAGUAGGUCUGGUUAUUUGUGAAUAUGUUGUCCAUUGUUUCUUCUAAGCAGAAGGUCACUUCAAGUAAGUCUACAGUGUAACAAAGUUGUCUGACUUUCAUAUCAACAAUGUCAUUCACUUCAGGAUAUUUGUCUUACAUGUUGACUUUCAAUGCAGGUUGAAGCCAUAAUCAAUACCUGAGAUUGUUACAGCUUAAUCAUAUCUUACGUAUGGUAACAAUUUGUAGGGCAAUAAUACAUUACAACAUGCAUUAAGACACCAGGUAACCUUGUGGAGAACUUCAGAUUGCUGUAUGAAGAAACUUUCACACUUUUCAUAAGUCAGUGGUCUUGGUCAAGACUGUUUGCAUGUCCUUCAUGGGCGUCCACCCAUUUGCUGUUAACUUACCUGGGAAAUAAAUUUCCAUCUGGAGAGAAGUCAUUGCUACCCUCUUUGUGGCUUUGUAAUUUGCACUUAUUCACUUUGGCUAUUUCAAAUGGUCACAAACUGGAUAACUUGCACUUGAACUCCUAAGUUGAGUUUAAAACCUUGAAAUUAAAUAUGGCUUGUAAAUAGUCUUUUAGUUGGGAAACUAAUUGGCAUGCAUGUGUAUGUUUAAUGGCUUUUUCUGGCAACUUCUUUAUUAGGUCUAUUUCUGGACAGCUGGUAUAUGCAUGUUCUUACAGUCCAGAAUACUAUCACAGGGCAAUCUCUGGUCUCUCUGGGUUGUAAUGGUCAAAUUUGAACUGAAAAGAUUGGCUGUAACUUGUGUUGCUGAAGUUGUUUGGCUUGUAACCUUAAGAAGCAGGGAGUGACAACUAAUUUAUCUCUCAUCAUUGCAGCUAUUUUAGAUAUGUUGCAUUGUAUGCAGGUUUAUUUUAACCUGCCCUUGGGUUAAAAACUCAAAUGCUGGCUGAAAUACCAGCCUUUGACUGCUGAACACCUGUAACUUGAUUCCUAUGUCUGGAGAACAAGGAUAGGUCAGCUUUUUCACUUCACAAAGGUGUUUGAUUUUAAAAUAUCACCCUAGCCUUCAUCAUAGCUAAUGAAAUUAACACUUUAAGAACAGAGCUUGUUUUGGUUUAGUGGGUACUGUGACAUUUUCUACUGAAUUCAAACAUUGCCAAUUAAUGCUACUGUUAGGGUUAACUUACCUUGAACAAGGAUCCUAUGCUGUAGUAAACAUUGGCUCCUCAAACUCACAGAUGCCAUAUGUACUUUGUGGCCUGCAGCUUUGUCUGUCUCUUCAUUCAGCCUUAAAAUGCCAGGAUCAGUGUUGCUGUAAGGUUACUGAUACCUAAGUUCACCUUCAAGAUGUGUACAACCCUUCUUUAUUUGAAGGGAAAAGAGGAACUCUGAAAUGCUAAGACAAGUACUGGCUGUUGACAUUGCUUCUGUGUGUUGUUUUGGUGACUGUCAUUGUCUUCUAGGUCAGUAGACUUUGUGUCAUUUAAAUGCAGUAUGUGCCUAAGCUGUUGCAGUAUUUAACUUUCUUACUUUUUUUAACUGUUAAAGCUGUUACAUGUAUUGAUGUAGUUAACCUGUGAUUAUUGGUAUGGAUUUUGGUACAAGUUAUAGCUAGAAGAAAUGAAUAUUGGUCCCAUGGAUGUAACUUCUGUUGAGGAGAAGCUGCUUUUUGUAGUCAAGGUGCAUAGGUAUGGAGUCGGACAAAAUAGUAUUUAUGUAUUGCUUGGAGACUUGCUCAGUGUGUAUGCAGUGAAGAGAAGCAGCAUAACUGCCUGCUCAACAGGUCAUCUGAACAAACAUCUUUUAACAGAUUCCAAUAAAACGAUCAAUU